Aspergillus piperis CBS 112811 is the source of this 1670-nucleotide messenger RNA. RefSeq lists its product as uncharacterized. The record is from RefSeq and is a predicted model, not a curated record. Lineage: Eukaryota; Fungi; Ascomycota; Eurotiomycetes; Eurotiales; Aspergillaceae. Bases 373 to 1377 code for a protein of 334 amino acids. The transcript has 3 exons.
GUGGAUGAAGGAUGAAAUGAAAUGAGCGACGUCGAGGUCAUGUUAGCUACGUUGUUCAGAUAGGAAACGAAUGAUGAGUGAUGACUUGCCUAUCCCUAGCCUGUAGCCAACACAAAACCACUAUAUUGCUUCCUAUAAUAGCUAUCCGCUAGCAGUAUGUAGUUAAAGUGAGAUGCUCGGCAGCAAUAGCCGGGAGAGAACUUCACCUCGUGGAUUAAAUCCGUCGGAAAGUCCAAGCUUUCCCCCGCAAUCGGAUAUCCCGAGCACCGAGACCUACUUUAAAAUCUGGGGCAGUCCUCGAACUACAUCUCUUCUCUGAUACAAGAAGUAAACCAUUCCAAUUUAAAUAUACAAACAAUUAAUAACGUCACCAUGCCCCCACCCCCGCUCACCGUGCAAUACAAAGAAGCCAACGGCAGUAAAAUCACCACCGACAUCUACCUCCCCCCGGCACCCACCACAACUACUACUGAAAAUGACACGCCGAAGAAAUAUCCCGUUUUGAUCAACAUCCACGGCGGCGUCUUCAUGCUCGGCCACUCGCGCAUGGUCUCCAUGCCCCAAGUCGACGACUGCCUCGCCCGGAACUGGAUCGUCGUGGUACCCAACCAUCGCCUCUGUCCGCAGGUGAAUAUGCUCGAGGGGCCCAUCACUGAUAUCCGGGACCUGUUGGCGUGGAUCUACGAUGGUCAGUUAGAUGCGUUCCUUGCCGGCGCAGGUGCAGAUGCAGCGGGGUAUCGGGUCGAUAUGGAUCGGGUUAUGGCGUUUGGGACGUCGUCGGGAGGUACAUUAGCAUUGUCAUUGGGCUACUCCGUCCCCCGCCCCGUCGCCGCAAUCCUCGACUUCUACGGCGCCGUGCACUUUACCCACCCUUUCUGGACCCAACCUCUCCCAGACGUCCAACGCACCCUGCCCCCACUCGAUCCUGCAUUCUUGCAUAAGAUCUACGAUGAAUAUCCCGUCCCUACGGACAGUUCUAUCUCGCUGGAGGGCCAGACAGAGCUUGCUGGCGGUAGCAAGGCCAAGGGCCCGGAUUUCUCCCGCCCCCGGGAUGCAUUCGCCCUAACGCAGGUAGCUAAUGGGACGGUCUUGCAGGCUUGUUAUCCUGAUAGGGAUGUGAGGGAGAUUGAUCCGGUGGUGCAUGUGGGCAAGGGGUUUCCGCCGACGUUUAUUGUGCAUGGGGAUUGUGAUACGAAGGUUAGUAUUGAGGUUAGUCGGGAGCUGUGGAGGGUGUUGAGGGAGAAUGGGGUCGAGUGUGGGAUGGUGGAGGUGCCCGGGGAGGAUCAUACGUUUGCGAUGGGAAUGCAGGUUGGAGGGAGGACGUGGGAGUUGCAGAGGCAGGGGGUUGAGUUUUUGGAGAGGGUUAUUUCACGAUAGUUUGUGGUUGGGGUUGUUGGGGUUGUUGUAAUAAUUUAUAGGGGUUCAUAUAGAUUUUCGAUAAGAGUAAGAAUCGAGACCAGUUCUUUUCUUAUUGAGUCUUUUACCCGAUUUGGUAUUUGAUUCAUCUCGGGGAUUGUCCGCGGUUUGUUGCAGAGUUUGAAAGUAGUAGGAUGGCUAUCAAUGCUCAAUACUUCUUUAUCAGCUAGGCUGCAACGUAUGCAAUACUGGGAUGACCGGUGUCCGCGGGAUCCAGACACUCUAGGCUGAUGCCAAUCUUAGGCAAGCAUUUU